AUGAAGGGGAAUAAGAAGAAUUUCUAUAGGUACAUCAGUGAUAAAAGGAAGGCUACGGAAGAAGUGAGCCCUCUCUGGAAGGAAGAUGGAGAACUGGUCACAGGGGACACGGAGAAGGCUGAGGUGCUCAAUGACUUCUUUGCCUCAGUCUUUACUGUCAAGGGCUCUAGCCGCACUGCCCAAGUCACAGAAGGCAAAGCCAGGGACUGGGACAAGAAAGAUCCACCCACUGUACGCGAAGAUCAGGGUCGUCAUGUUAAGACCGGCCAGCUUGCUGCUAUUAAGGUUAUGGACGUCACCGGGGAUGAAGAGGAAGAGAUCAAACAAGAAAUUAACAUGCUGAAGAAGUAUUCUCACCACCGAAAUAUUGCUACAUAUUAUGGUGCUUUUAUUAAAAAGAACCCACCAGGAAUGGAUGAUCAGCUUUGGCUGGUGAUGGAGUUCUGCGGCGCAGGCUCCGUCACCGACCUCAUCAAGAACACGAAGGGGAACACCUUGAAGGAGGAGUGGAUCGCCUACAUCUGCAGAGAGAUUUUACGGGGCUUGAGUCAUCUACACCAGCACAAAGUAAUUCAUCGAGACAUCAAGGGACAGAAUGUGUUGCUGACGGAAAAUGCAGAAGUUAAACUAGUGGAUUUUGGUGUCAGCGCUCAGCUGGACAGAACGGUGGGCAGGAGGAACACCUUCAUUGGAACGCCUUACUGGAUGGCCCCCGAGGUCAUUGCCUGCGAUGAAAAUCCCGAUGCCACUUACGACUUCAAGAGCGACUUGUGGUCUUUGGGGAUAACAGCCAUCGAGAUGGCGGAAGGCGCUCCCCCUCUCUGUGACAUGCAUCCCAUGAGAGCCCUGUUCCUCAUCCCCCGCAACCCAGCCCCGAGGUUGAAAUCAAAGAAAUGGUCUAAAAAGUUUCAGUCCUUCAUUGAGAGCUGCCUAGUGAAGAACCACAGCCAGAGACCAACCACGGAGCAGCUGAUGAAGCACCCCUUCAUCCGAGACCAGCCCAAUGAAAGGCAGGUCCGCAUCCAGCUCAAGGACCACAUCGACAGGACUAAAAAGAAGCGAGGCGAGAAAGAUGAGACAGAGUAUGAGUACAGUGGAAGUGAGGAGGAGGAGGAGGAAAAUGACUCCGGAGAGCCCAGCUCUAUCCUAAACCUGCCCGGGGAGUCGACGCUGAGACGGGAUUUCUUGAGGCUGCAGCUGGCAAACAAGGAACGGUCGGAGGCGCUGCGCCGGCAGCAGCUGGAGCAGCAGCAGCGGGAGAACGAGGAGCACAAGCGGCAGUUGCUGGCUGAGAGGCAGAAGCGGAUCGAGGAGCAGAAGGAGCAGAGGCGAAGGCUGGAGGAG
This is a messenger RNA of Mesitornis unicolor (brown roatelo), 1344 nucleotides long. RefSeq names its product traf2 and NCK-interacting protein kinase-like. Gene Ontology annotation, biological process: protein phosphorylation. The record is from RefSeq and is a predicted model, not a curated record. The annotation marks the transcript as partial. Gene Ontology annotation, molecular function: ATP binding; protein kinase activity. NCBI's taxonomy places the organism in Eukaryota, Metazoa, Chordata, Aves, Mesitornithiformes, Mesitornithidae. The transcript has 11 exons.